CUGCUGUGCGGCUGGCGGCAGGGCCGGUAAGGGGCGGCGCCAGGGCACGGGUCCUCAGUCAAGUGACGCGGAGCAGCUGGCCCGCGCGCUGACUGCGGAGCGGAGAGGCCGGAGGAUGGGCUUGUGGGGGGUGUUUCGCAUUCUCUCUCUACUGGUGCCGCUGCUGCCGGGUACCGCGUGCGGCCUGCGCCUGCUGCCUACUGUUUUUGGCUUGAAUUUUCCCGAUCUUCAGUGUUUGGCGGUGCAGGCCAGGGGUGGGCAAGAGAUAGGCUGCAGGUGGCAGCCAGCGUUGCUGGAGGUCCGGCCGAACAAGCGGAGCCGACCUGGAAACUUCUGCUUGGCCACUGUCCUUUCUAAGGAACUCACCUUCCAGAGCCCGCCCACACAGAACUGGCAGGGGACCCUCUUAGGAGCAGAGACAAUGGCGAUCUUCAGGCAGCUGUCCCUGGGUACAAAGGCUGCCUUGGCUGCAGGCACGGUCUUCGUGUCCAUGAUUGUGUCCCGCUCCUAUCUGGCGGGGAGCCUUGAGCUCAGGGCCUGGCGUUGGCUGUUCCGCCUGCAGCUGGCCCUGUUUGCCAACUCGCUCAUGCUCAUUGGCUCCCUCUACAUCUGGCGUAGCGCAGUCAGCAACCUCAGCCACUCCCCUGCCGCAGAGUCCACCUGUUUUCAGCUUUGGAAGAUGGCUGUUGGGGCAUUUCUCGCCCUGGCCCAUUCCAGUUUCUUCACCAUGCUCUUUUUAGUGGCAGAGGAGCCCUAUCUCUUUUCCUUGGCAGCCUACUCCUGCCUCGGGGCCUACAUCAUCAUGGUCUUCUUUCUCUGUACCCUCAGUGGCAUGGAGCAGGCCUGCCAGCUCUUGGCAUGGCGCAGUGGUAGGGUUGUGGGCAGCCUUGACAAGACAAGGAAGCUGGCAGUCAGGCCGGCCCUGGCCGUGGCAGUGACUGCCGUGCUCAGCGUGGCUGGGCUCCUGAAUGCCGCUCAGCCUCCAGCUGUGAAAACCGUGGAGGUGCCCAUCCAUCAGCUGCCUCCCUCGAUGGACAGCCUCAAGAUCGUGCUCCUCUCAGACAUUCACUUGGGCCCCACAGUGGGCAGGACCAAGAUGGAGAUGUUUGUGAGCAUGGUGAACAUGCUGGAACCAGACGUCACAGUGAUCGUGGGUGACCUCUGUGAUUCGGAAGCCUCCGUCCUCCGCACAGCCGUGGCUCCUUUAGGUCAGCUCCACUCCCGCCUCGGCACCUACUUCGUCACGGGGAAUCACGAGUACUACACGUCAGACGUCAGCAACUGGUUUGCGCUGCUGGAAUCCCUGAACGUCAAGCCCCUUCACAACGAGAACGUGAAGAUCUCUGCCACAGGGGCCCAGCACGGGGGUGGUGAGGGGGAGGACUGGAUCUGCUUGGCUGGGGUGGACGAUAUCGAAGCAGACAUCCUGCACUACUCCGGCCACGGCAUGGAUCUCGUCAAGGCCCUGGGGGGCUGCAGCCCAGACCACACCACCAUCUUGCUAGCUCACCAGCCGCUGGCUGCCAAGAGAGCCCUGCAGGCUCGGCCAGAUAUUAACCUGAUUCUCUCUGGGCACACGCAUGCUGGGCAGAUCUUCCCCUUGAACGUGGCUGCCUAUCUCUUGAACCCCUUCUUUGCUGGCCUCUACCAAGUGGCCCAGACUACAUUUGUAUAUGUCAGCCCAGGCACGGCCUACUAUGGGAUACCCAUGAGACUGGGUAGCCGGGCGGAGAUUACAGAGCUUAUCCUGAAGCGGGCUCCCUGAAUCUGUCCCUGCCUCACGGCUUUUCGGUGCCCUUGCCCUUCACCAUCCAUCCCUCAUUAGAGUGGGUUGCCUGCUUUCCCCCCUCCAGCCUCUCCUGCCCAGCCCUGCCAAUACAUGCUCGGUCACAAGCCUGGCUUGAACAGUGGUUUGUGCUGGGGCUGCCUGUCAAGUCCAGGCUGGUUUACUCUGUAGGUGGCCAGUGGCUUCUUUAUAUGUAUCUGUGAGACUACUCAAGUCACAUGUAAGGACAAGCAUCUAUUUUCCACAUGAUGGGAAGUAAGCUCUGCUCCUCUGCAGAGCUCAGAAGGCUGAAUGGAAACGUGGGGCUGCUUGAAAGGGAUACCUCUAGAAAGCAGAACAGAGAGGAACACUGGCGUUUUUAAAACCCCUUUAGGACUUAGGCAGUUUUCAGGAUCAGUGAUCCAGAGCUUUCUGGGGAAAGGGCAGAGCAGAUCUGGGAGAGCAGGCAGGAGGGAGGCCCCGUCUGGCUGCUGGGGAAGAAUGUUUCCUUUUCCCUCUUGGUUCUGUCAGAGUCCCCGUUUAUUGAGGGCAUCAGCCAAACCCUCGGGGACGCAGGGCUCUGGCUGUUCCGGGCUCGUGUGCUGCUCUUUUAUCGCCUGUGCUCCUGGGCCUUGGGCUGGAAAGAAGCAGAAGCACAGUUGUAGGCAUUGGUAAUGCACUGCUGCUUAGGGAUUCAGAGGGGGUUUGCCUCCCUGGGCUCCUUUAAUCCAGUACUUGGGUGAGGUAAUUAGGGAUAGGCUACCUUUCCCUCCUCGAAGGUGAGAAAAAUGAGGCUGAGAGAAGCAGGGCGCUGGCAACAUGACAGGGUAUGGAGGGGACCCUUGGCCGAAAGCCAGGCCUUCUGCCUCCCUGUCCAUGGUCUGGUGCUUAAGGAGGGGCAUCUGAGACCAGUGAGUGCAGAGCUCAAACACAUGCUGCUGUGCCAAGAGAAUGAACAGGGCUCGAGAACCUGAGGGUCUCUCAGCCUGGAAGGGGUUUGGCUUGGUUCAGCGUAGGCUGGCUGUGACAUUGGCAGAAGAGUUGAGAAAGUAGACCCCCCCACCCACCUCCCAGAUUUGGGUCUGCGUUUUGUGAGAUGCUGAGGCACGCUCUCUACCAGGAGAAGUUGAGUUUGCUGGGGGAAGGGGCACAGUUUUGUACUCUUGCAGGGCUGGGAGACCUUCCCUCCCCCUGGGCCCUGGCUGUGGACUGCUGGGACUGUCUUCCCGGCUGGGUGGCUUCCACGCCAGCACCCUCCUGUCCAUCUCUCACCCUGUCCUGACCCCAUCAGCAUUGUCCUAGGGCCUGGACAUAGAACCAUAGCGCCAUGCUGCUGGGCUCUGGACCCUGGAGUGACCCGCUCCCUGCUGGCCAAGCCUCUUGUGCCAGAGGCAAGAGACCCUUCAGCCCUGAGGUAGCAGUCAGUAAGCUCUCCUGUUGGAAAAGGCCUCACUGAGAAGCCCAGGGACCUCGGCUCAGCACUGACUUUUUGUAACCGAGAGUCUCUCCAACGGGGAACAAAAACCCCACUCGGCCUGGAGAAGCUCAUCCUGCUGCUCUUUGGUCAGGUAGCAUUAGGGGAAUGACUUGACCUCACCAAGCCUCACUUUCCCUCACCCUAAAAUGAGGAUAAUUCUGUCUACCUCAGUAUUGUUCCACCAGGUUGGUAUUAAGAUGUGGAGUGAGGUACCUGUGGCCCAGGCGCACCGGAAGCGCUUGGUGGCGUUAAUAUUUAACCAUCACAGGGGCCAGCUGUGCUGGGCAGGGGGUGCCCAGGGAACGAAUGGAGUGGCCGAGCCUGGGGAAUGCUGCCUGUGGCUAGGGUCCGGUGAGGUGUCAAGGCAGCACCUGCUGGGGGUCUGUUUUUCUUGGCCUGUGCCACAGUAUCCUUGCACACACUGUGGCCUCAGGGAGUUCUUAUAUUUUCCUCCUGUCUUCCUGGUGUGUAACAGAAUCCUAGGCGCUCCUGGAGACCCCCUUUCUCGUUGGCAGGCAGACGAGGUACUAACAGUGAGCCUUCCAGGCAAAUUUAAAAUCAGUCUUUGCGUUGGGAUUUCAGCGGUUUCUUUGUUUUAUCCCCUUGUGCUUAAUCGUCCUGCAGCCAGGAGUAAGUUUCCGAACCCUCUCCUCCCUCCCUUGUGACCUGAUCCCAUUUUCUGGAUCAUUCCAGUUGACUUUCCAGCUCUCUAUUGCUUAGAUUUCACCAGACUCCUUGCUGCCAUUUAUCUUCCAGCCUUAGGUGCCGCUGGUGGCGGUUGACCUUUCUGGAUAUUCUUCAUCUGUGUUCUGAGCUGCCUGAGAUUAGCUUCCUUCUUUACUGUUUAUCUUGCAUCUUUGUCUCCUCUUUCUCCCAAGUACUGUCAUUUUGCGGUCUUGUGUACCCUCACUCUUGUUCUGAAGUCCUUGCUUGCCUGAUUGUUUUCAACUCCCAGAAGUAAGACAGGUCCUUCCUGUGUGUCCUGGUAAGACUGAGCAGCACCUUUUCCUGCAUGGUUUAGAUCCCGUGGUGAGGUGGAAUUGUUCCCAGCGGAAGCUGCUCCAUUACUGUGCAGAUGUGGCCCUGGUGGGCCACUCUCCGCGGCACCCUUUGCUCCUGUUCCCUCUUCCUCGAUCACUCACUUUCUUUGUUUUGUUCGUGUGUGGCUGGGGAGGUGGUGAGGAGCAUACACUGGAAGCUUGGGAAGUCUUUCAGUUUCCUUUCAGUUUUUCUUUUAAUUUGUUAAACUCAAAAUGAAGCAUAAUGCUUUUUAAAAAUUAACAGCAGCUGUAGUUUGGGUCUAGGUUUCGUGAGAAACUUGUUAUAAAAUCUUAAUAAGUUAAUGCUGAAAUAUAUGACAGUAUAUUUCACAUAUGUCUGUUUUUAUGCCAAUACUGCACUGUAUUGGUUACUGUAGCCUUGUGAUAUUUUUUGGAAUCAGGAAUUGUGAGUCUUCCAACUUUGUUCUUUUUCAAGGUCAUCUUGGGUACUUGGGGUACCUUGAAAUUCCAUAUGAAUUUUUCUAUUUCUGCAAAAAAAUGCAGUGGAAUUUUUUUUUUUAAGUUUUUUUUAUUU
Mustela erminea (ermine) is the source of this 4817-nucleotide messenger RNA. It is a transcript of the gene TMPPE, whose product is annotated as transmembrane protein with metallophosphoesterase domain. Gene Ontology annotation, biological process: carbohydrate metabolic process. The coding region runs from base 116 to 1765 and encodes 549 amino acids. Gene Ontology annotation, molecular function: beta-galactosidase activity. The transcript has 3 exons. The record is from RefSeq and is a predicted model, not a curated record. NCBI's taxonomy places the organism in Eukaryota, Metazoa, Chordata, Mammalia, Carnivora, Mustelidae. Gene Ontology annotation, cellular component: vacuole.